This is a messenger RNA of Choloepus didactylus (southern two-toed sloth), 4122 nucleotides long. RefSeq names its product O-sialoglycoprotein endopeptidase like 1 (gene OSGEPL1). The transcript is spliced from 8 exons. The coding region runs from base 130 to 1374 and encodes 414 amino acids. The record is from RefSeq and is a predicted model, not a curated record. Gene Ontology annotation, biological process: tRNA threonylcarbamoyladenosine modification. Gene Ontology annotation, cellular component: mitochondrion. Lineage: Eukaryota; Metazoa; Chordata; Mammalia; Pilosa; Megalonychidae.
UACAUCACUUCCGGGGCGCCAGGUUCGCGCCUUUUUGUGCGCGAGAAAGGGCAGCUGGUCUUUCCUAGGGAGAGGUGACGAAAACUAGCUACAGUCGUUCACGAGAAAGGAAUUUUCUAUAGAUUAAAUAUGCAAAUAUUGAAUAAGACAGCAGGAGUAUUUUCCAAGCCAUCAAAAAAGAAAAUUUAUGAAUUUUUAAGAAGUUUUCCUUUUCAUCCUGGAAAACUAUUUCUUCAUAAAUUAGUUUUGGGAAUUGAAACCAGCUGUGAUGAUACAGCAGCUGCUGUGGUGGAUGAAACUGGAAAUGUGUUGGGAGAAGCAAUACAUUCUCAAACUGAAGUUCAUUUAAAAACAGGUGGGAUUAUUCCUCCAGUAGCUCAACAGCUUCACAGAGAAAAUAUUCAACAAAUAGUUCAAGAAGCUCUCUCUGCUAGUAGAGUCUCUCCAAGUGAACUGUCAGCAAUUGCAACUACCAUAAAACCAGGACUUGCUUUAAGCUUGGGGGUAGGCUUAUCAUUUAGCUUACAACUGGUAGACCAAUUUAAAAAGCCCUUCAUUCCCAUCCAUCAUAUGGAGGCUCAUGCACUUACCAUUAGGUUGACCAAUAAAGUAGAAUUUCCUUUCUUGGUUCUUUUGAUUUCUGGAGGUCACUGUCUCUUGGCAUUGGUUCAAGGAGUUUCAGAUUUUCUGCUUCUUGGAAAGUCUCUGGAUAUAGCACCAGGUGACAUGCUUGACAAGGUAGCAAGAAGACUUUCUUUAAUAAAACAUCCAGAGUUUUCCACCAUGAGUGGAGGGAAGGCUAUAGAGCAUUUAGCCAAACAAGGAAAUAAAUUGCAUUUGGAAAUCAAACCUCCCAUGCAGCAUGUUAAAAAUUGUGAUUUUUCUUUUUCUGGAUUUCAAAGCAUUACUGACAGAAUAAUAAUGCAAAAGGAAAAAGAGGAAGGUAUUGAGAAGGGGCAAAUCCUCUCUUCAGCUGCAGAUAUUGCUGCUGCAGUACAGCAUGCAACAGCAUGCCACAUAGCGAAAAGAACACAUCGUGCUAUUCUGUUUUGCAAGCAGAGAGGCUUGUUAUCUCAGACUGGUGCAGUACUGGUUGUCUCUGGAGGUGUUGCAAGUAACCUCUAUAUCCGAAAAGUUCUGGAAAUUGUAACAAAUGCAACACAGUGCACUUUGUUGUGCCCUCCUCCCAGACUGUGCACUGACAAUGGCAUCAUGAUUGCAUGGAAUGGUAUUGAAAGAUUACGUGCUGGUUUGGGCAUUUUACAUGACACAGAAGGCAUCCGCUAUGAACCGAAAUGUCCUCUUGGAGUAGAUAUAUCAAAAGAAGUUGGAGAAGCCGCCAUAAAGAUACCACAUUUAAACAAGAUGAUUUGAUUGUUGCUUAUCAAAAAAAAUCCCUAGAGGUGGUAUUUCAGCUUUAAAAUUGUCUUAAUUUUUUUAAUAUAUCAAACUGUAGAAGAUAUAUGCUAUGAAUUGUUCAUAAGAGCGUUCUCUUAGUGUGAUAUUUAACUUGCUCUUCUGAGAGGCUAUAAUAAUGUUACAGUCAUAUAAAAGAAUAUAAUUUUUAUUAUCAAAAGUAAAACAGCUUGUGGGAAAAAGAAUGUACUAAUGUUGAGAGGCAGAAAGAAAAACUUUGGAAAAAAUAGUGAUUCUGCCAAAUCCUGGCCCUAUAUUCUCUAGGCAUAGAUCUUUUUCUCCCUUUUACAAAAUCAGGAUAGUAGAAGCUAUUUUUUGACCCCUACUGAAUCAUGAGCCUGAAUUCUAUAAUGAGAGAGCAGUUUUAGAAAGGGAGCCAGGUCAAAGUUGUAUCAAAUCAGAGCAUUCCAAAUCAAGACAAAAGAUGACUUUCUAUAAUAGAACAUACGUUCUUAAUUAUUAAAAUAUGUUAAUUAUUCUCUCUGGAGAAAUGGAAUAUGUCUAUUCAUUUCUUAAAAUCCAUCUAAUUUGAAUUUUUAAAAACCUGGCAUGCAAGUAAUUCUUUGUGCGUAUUGUACUCUUUAGUUGGCCACAUCCAUUCAUACCCAUUAUUUUGUAAAUUGAUCAGGUGAAAUAAAUGAGAUGGAAAAGGGUUUUGUUUAUUUAAAGUUUUUGGUAAUUUUCUUUGAAUCUGAAACUUUAAACUGCAGAUAUAAUAUUUUUUUUUCCCUGCCUUGAUUAAAGCAACUGAAUGUAUUGUCCUUGGAGUAUAAGGAUAAUGCUACUGAUAUAUAUAUGUUCUUUGAGAGGUUUUACCAAUAGAGGUGGAUUUAUAUUAAAUCAUCUAUACUGGACCAAGUUGUUACCCUUCCAGUCAGUCACUUGGUAUAUUGAAAAACUGAGGGUUAAGGGUAAAAUUUUAGAGUGAAAAGGUUUCCUAUUUAAUUGUCCCUAAGGUGACCCUCCCUUUUGGGAAGUGCCAUAAGUAAUUCCCUUUUUAGAAUUGUGAUCAUAGAGUAUUGCUUUAUGAUCAUUCAUUUUAUCCUAGAAAUAGAAACUGUAAUUGCAUAUGAAGGAACACAUAGAGAUAGUCAGAGUUCUAAAGCUUUGCAUUCUUUUUCAUUUUAACGAAUUGGGGUGUAGGUAUUAUCUAUCUAUCUUAGUCUAUAAAUAUCAUUUGUAAGAAACUAUUAGUUUAUGAAUUCACAUUUUACAUUUGGAUUUGCAUUCUGUAUCAGGAAUCUGAAUUCACAAAAAAGAAUUCUAAUUAUUUCAUGUGCUAUUCUAUUCAAAGUCCAUAUAAACUAUGGAAGAAAUAUAUAGCAAAAUUUCCUCCCACUACCACAAAUAUUAUAAAAUAGGGAUACCUAAAAUGUAAGUUCUUAAAAUUUCGAAGUAUAAAAAUUGUACAAGGUGUGUAAACACACAUGUCAAAAUUGACAUCAUGAUAUAAAUAAAGGAAACUACAGAUAAAGAAGGCAAAUUCUGGAGUCUUCCAUUUCUUUAGGCCUUUCAGUACUAGGCCAUAGGGGGAAGAAAAAAAGAAGGAAGGGAAGAAAGGAGAAAUAGGAAGGGAAAGGGAGGGAGAAACAUUGAACUCGAUAAUGGCAAGCAUGUGUCCUAACUAAAAGGCAGCUUACAGUACAACUAAAAGGCAAGCAAAUUGCUAAAAUUCCCUAUAUCUUGAGGCCUUUCUCAUCUUAUACAUGACUAAAAAAUAAAAAGGAAAUAAAAAUAAUCCUUAUUGGAGUCAGGGGGCCUUUACUUGGACUUCUGGAGAAAUACUUUAAGUUUUAGGAGUGGUAAGAUGGUCUAAGCCAAAAUAGUCAGUAAAUGUCUAUGUUAUCAAAUACAAAGAACUUCGUUCCUUAUCCCUGAAAAAUACAGUCUAUAGCAUACCUGAAGCUGGUUUCAAAAUAACAGUUGCUGUCAAAGACCUUUCUUACAUUCACAGAUGCUUAAUAUUUUUGUUGACAUGAAUUCUCAUCCUUAACAGUGCUAAAUGAAUGGCAUAGUUUAUUUGAUUUAUCCCUUUCUAGUAUAAAAUAUGCCAUCCCCCUCCCACCUCCAUCACCCUCACAAUUCCUGUAUUUUAGGAACAACCAGAAAGUUGUGACCAAACAAUCUAGAAUUAAAUGUGAAGAUUAAAGAUGUCUCUUACUGUUCAGGGGUUACGAGCAUAGGCUUUGAAGUCAGGCACACCGAAAGCCCUUAGUACAUGUAGGAACCACCAUCAUCAUCAUUGUUAUAUUAAGGCAUGUUGGGGAAAAUAACUAAUUAACAUAUAUGUUCAGUGCUUAUUGCAGCCUAGGUAGAGAUGGAUUAUAGCAGACCCUCAGACUGUAUGGAGGCAAUUGAGCAAAGAGGACACCGAAGCCCAACUUGCUUUGGUAUCUAUCAUAUCCUUCUGCUGCUGUAAAAAAUGAGCAGCAAAUAUAUGCCAAACUUGUAUCUUUUGGAAACCGUGGUCUUUGGCAAAGACAUCAAGAAAAUGGUUCUAAGCCACUGUACACUUUCCAGGGCAAAUCAAAAGUGUGCUCUACAACUAUGGAGAAUGGUAACCCUGGUGGCUACGUUUUUAGCCAUACUUGUGUCCAUUGAUGGGCAAUGAAUUCAGAUUUUAUUUUUAAAUAAAAUGUUUUAAAAGUAUACUUCCAUACAGACUAUAACCCUGGAAAGGAAUAAGAAAAACAGAUAACCUAAGAU